GGCUAGAUAGUGUAUCUUUUAGUAUUAGAUAUAGAUAAGUGAUAGAGCAAACCAGAUCUUCAUAUAUUUUCACUGACAUUUGUAGUAAAUUUAGAAGGUCUAAGAAUUGUGAUUAAACUUCACACAAGAGCGGAAUCCCAGAUAUGGGAACAUCAAUCUCUCCUACAAAAUCAAUCUUAUCCCCAUUAUUAACGACCUCAAAGAAAUCAUUAAUCACGCCUCCAUUGAAAUGGAACCCAACUCCAAAUCACCCUCACAAAUUUUCUGCUCCCAAGAUGGUUUUUGGAGGUGGAAUUUUUGAUAGAGGAAGCAACUUCAUACCCAAUUUAUCCUCUCCUUUUCAAAGUGUUGAUAAGAAAAAUGGGAAAAUUAUGGUGGAUACUUGCUUAGUGAUUCCUCCUCCGAAUUUCAGGAAGCCCCGUGCCAUUAUUAAGUUUCUUGGAGGUGCUUUUAUCGGGAAGGUUUCUCAUGUCACUUACAGUUAUCUAAUUGAGCAAUUGGCAAAGGAAGGAUAUCUCGUGGUGUUGGUUCCUUAUAAUGUGACAUUCAAUCAUGAAGAUACUGCUAGGCAGGUUUAUGAGAGGUUUAACACUUGCUUGGAUACCCUUCUCACUACUGGAUUGUCUGAGGCAAAACUUGAUGCCUCCGAGCUUGUUGACCUUCCCGUUUUCUCUGUUGGUCAUAGUAAUGGAGCCCUAUUGCAGGUGCUGACAGCGAGCUACUUCUUUGACAGAUUGCCGAAGGCUAAUGCAGUAGUUUCAUUCAACAACCGGCCAGCAACAGAGGCAGUGCCAUACUUUGAACAGUUGGGCCCUUUACUUAGUCAGGUUAUGCCAAUGGUGGAAACAACACCAGUGUAUUCAAUGGCUACCAGUGCAACAGGAGAUGCAUGGAAGGCGCUAGUAGAUGGAGCUGAAGCUGUGAUGUCACAAAAUGACCCCGAGUUGUAUUCGUCUGUUACUCAAUUUGUUGAUCAAUUGCCUUCGGUGCUGAAUGAGGUUAGACAAGGAGUGUCUGAGUUCAGGCCAACGCCUGCAGAAAAUCGUGAACGCUGCAAAUGCUCAUACAAUGUUCCUCACACACUUCUGGUAAAAUUCAGCUUUGAUGCAAUUGAUGAAACAGAUCUCCUUGAUGAGACGCUGAGACCCCGUAUUAGCUCCAUCGGUGGAACACUUGAAAAGGUCCAAUUAAGUGGUAACCACCUUACACCAUGCAUACAGGAUCCAAAAUGGCAAGUGGGUGAGCUUUACACGCCGGUGGAUGCUAUUGCUCAAGGCCUGAAAACUGCUUCAUUGAAUGACACCAAAGUUCUCGCUCAGACCAUCAGCAAUUGGUUCAGACGUUUCGAAGAAUAAGUUGUUUUUUCCAGGCUUGAAGUGGUUGAUACCAUGCAUUGUUUAACUGUCACUUAUAUGAAGGUAAAACAUGUCUUUUAGCAGUAUGAUAUCGACUUAAAUGGCUGAGUGUCAUUGAUGGACUUUGUUGCAUUUGAUAUACUAAUGCUGUAUAUAUUGGAAGAAUAGAGAACCUUGCUUGUAAUCUAGUAUGCUUAAUUAUAAUGGUAAAUAUGUAAGUGCAAGUGCUUACCGAGCAGCCUUUCUCGACUA
Molecule: messenger RNA, 1607 nt
Organism: Amaranthus tricolor (Joseph's coat)
Lineage: Eukaryota; Viridiplantae; Streptophyta; Magnoliopsida; Caryophyllales; Amaranthaceae
Exons: 8
Coding region: 144-1355 (403 amino acids)
Source: RefSeq, a predicted model, not a curated record